UUAUGGGCAGCGCAGCCUGACGGUACCGGAAGCUUGUUUAGAUAAACAACCGGACCAAGAUGGCGGAGCUGAACCGGCAGCUUCAGGAAUAUUUGUCUCAGUCCAAAAGCGGCGGAACCAAGACCGUGUCUCCGUCCAGCUCCAGCACCGCGGUGGACCUGGGAGAACCGGAGCCGGUGACAGGGAGCUGGUUCGGUCGAUGGUCCAGUCCGUGGUCCGGCCAGAGCUCCUCCGGCGGAAACAGCGGCUUCUCUUGGCCGUGGUCGGCCGAACCGGACCCGUGCCUUCCGGGGCUGAGUCGGCGGCAGCGGCUGGUUCUGUUCGGGGUGUUCGGCUCGUUCUCGGGCCUGUGUUUCGGACUGUCGGCCCUGUACGCGCCGCUGCUGCUGCUCUACGCCCGGAAGUUCGCGCUGCUCUGGUCCCUCGGCUCCAUGUUCGCCCUGGCGGCGGCGGCGGUGCUGCGGGGACCCAGCAGGCUGCUGUCCGGCCUGCCCACCUCCCCCGCGGCCGCCGUCUACCUGUGCGCCCUGCUGGGGACUCUGUACGCGGCUCUGAGCCUCCGGAGCACCGUGCUGACCGCGCUGGGAGCCGGGCUGCAGGUCGCGGUCAUCCUGGGCUCCGUGGUGGCCCUGCUGCCCGGGGGCAGCGCCGGGAUCCGGCUCCUGGGGGCCAUGCUGGCCUCCGCCCUCAGGAGGACCGUCUCUGGGAAGACCCUGCCCAUCUGAGGUCGGGGGUCUGACAGGACCGGGUUCAGGGUUCUCCUCUCGGUCCGGUCCGGUCCGGUCCGGUCCGGUCCAGGAGUCCUGCUGGUCUCUGUGGACUGUGGUGAAACUAAACCCAGAGCGCUGACUGACAGGAUCAAUGAGGACCAGAGACAGUUCUGACCCCAGUGGGCUGGGGUCCAGUUUGGUCUGAUGGUUCUGAAACUAACGGGUUCAGUUUUUAGUCUGGAUCAGAACCGUUUGUAAAGUUCUGGGUUCUUGUUUGUAACAGGUCUUCAUGAGGAAAUAAACCCAUCUGAUUUCA
Molecule: messenger RNA, 1026 nt
Organism: Austrofundulus limnaeus
Lineage: Eukaryota; Metazoa; Chordata; Actinopteri; Cyprinodontiformes; Rivulidae
Gene: sft2d3
Product: SFT2 domain containing 3
Exons: 1
Coding region: 60-725 (221 amino acids)
Biological process (GO): vesicle-mediated transport
Cellular component (GO): membrane
Source: RefSeq, a predicted model, not a curated record